AUGGUAGACGUAAGCAGAAAGAGAGUCACCGACAGAACAGCGAUCGCCGAAUGCCGGCUUAACGUAAGCGCUGAAUUAAUAAAACUUUUAAAAGAUGGCGCAUUACCUAAAGGUGACGCUCUAGGCGUGGCCAGAGUCGCUGGUGUAUUAGCUGCCAAGCGGACAUCAGAGCUAAUCCCUUUAUGCCAUCCACUUCCAAUAGACUGCGUCCUUAUCUCUUUAGAGCUGCCAGAAAAGGAUGACGUUAAUACAGUGCAUAUUACUUGUGAGGUUCGAGUCACAGCGAAAACUGGAGCUGAAAUGGAAGCGCUAUCAGGCUGUUCAGGGGCCGCUUUGGCUCUAUAUGAUAUGUGCAAAGCCGUGGACAAAGAAAUGGUCAUAUCCGAUCUUAGAGUCGUCCGUAAGACAGGGGGUAAGAGCGACUACCCCCCUCCGAAGUUAACCCCCUUACCGCCGGUGGAGACGACCAAGCCAGUUGAUUGGCCGAAGGAGACCUUUGCCCCCAUUAAUGUUGUUUACAUGUGA
Cydia amplana is the source of this 525-nucleotide messenger RNA. Its product is annotated as cyclic pyranopterin monophosphate synthase-like. NCBI's taxonomy places the organism in Eukaryota, Metazoa, Arthropoda, Insecta, Lepidoptera, Tortricidae. Gene Ontology annotation, biological process: Mo-molybdopterin cofactor biosynthetic process. The coding region runs from base 1 to 525 and encodes 174 amino acids. The transcript has a single exon. The record is from RefSeq and is a predicted model, not a curated record.